GUGAACAUUGUGAAUUGUGAAGUUUAAUUAAUAAUAGCAUAUAUAUACUAUAUAGUUCUUUAUUUUUCUAUUUAUCUUCAUGUCAACAAGAGGUAGAGAUUCUUUAGAACUUGGUGGAGUGAUAAGUGAUGUGUUGGAUCCAUUCACAAGGUCAAUUAGCUUAAGUGUUGUUUAUCAAAAUAGAGAAGUUAUCAAUGGUACAAAUUUGAGGCCUUCUCAAAUUACAGAUCAACCUAGAGUUGAGAUUGGAGGGAAUGAUCUUUCCACUUUUUACACUUUGAUUAUGACGGAUCCUGAUGCUCCAAGUCCUAGUAACCCAAAUUUGAGGGAGUACCUACAUUGGUUGGUCACUGAUAUCCCAGCAACCACAGGAGUAACCUUUGGUAAGUCUUUAUUAAUCAUGCAAAUGAGAUCAGAAAUUUCAAUUUCGAACUUGGAAAGUGAAGAAAUUUUUGAAGGGAAACGACUUCCCUCUUUAUUGAGACAUACACAAUACGAAUUUGAAGUCACGUUCGUGAAGUUUAUGAUAACAUGA
Capsicum annuum is the source of this 535-nucleotide messenger RNA. Its product is annotated as protein FLOWERING LOCUS T. Lineage: Eukaryota; Viridiplantae; Streptophyta; Magnoliopsida; Solanales; Solanaceae. The transcript is spliced from 4 exons. The coding region runs from base 80 to 535 and encodes 151 amino acids. The record is from RefSeq and is a predicted model, not a curated record.